AUGUUGGGUCCGAACCCGAAUCGCAGUGAUGGACGCACAUUCAUCAUGAUGUUUCUCCCCCCGCAGACCCGUAAGCUGACCAAGGCCGAGCGACAGCGUUUCAGCGAGGAAGUGGAUAUGCUGAAAGGACUCCAGCAUCCAAACAUCGUGCGCUUCCACGACUCGUGGAAGUCGACGAUGAAGGGCCAAAAGUGCAUCAUUCUGGUGACUGAACUCAUGACCUCAGGCACCCUCAAGACGUACUUGAAGAGGUUUAAAGAGAUGAAGCUGAAGUUGCUGCAACGCUGGAGUCGCCAGAUCCUCAAAGGACUUCACUUCCUGCACACGCGCACGCCCCCCAUCAUCCACCGCGACCUCAAGUGUGACAACAUCUUCAUCACCGGCCCCACCGGUUCCGUCAAGAUCGGAGAUCUGGGGCUUGCCACUCUCAAAAGUGCCUCAUUUGCAAAAAGUGUCAUUGGAACACCGGAGUUCAUGGCCCCCGAGAUGUACGAGGAGAAGUAUGACGAAGCGGUGGACGUCUACGCCUUGGGAAUGUGCAUCCUGGAGAUGGCCACCUCUGAGUACCCAUAUUCUGAGUGCCAAAACGCCGCCCAGAUCUACCGCAAAGUCACCAGUGGCAUUAAACCUGACAGUUUCUACAAAGUCAAAGUCCCAGAACUCAAGGAGAUCAUUGAGGGUUGCAUUCGUAUGAUCAAAGAUGAAAGGUACACCAUCCAGGACCUUCUGGACCACCCGUUCUUCCAGGAAAACAACGGGGUGCACGUGGAGCUGGCCGAGGAGGACGACACGGUGAAGUCCGGCCUGAAGCUGUGGCUGCGCAUGGACGACACCAAGAAGCUCCACGGGAAAUACAAAGACAACAACGCCAUCGAGUUCCUCUUUGAGCUCUACAAGGACGUGCCUGAGGAGGUGGCCCAGGAGAUGGUCGUGCUCGGAUUCGUGUGCGAGGCGGACUUCAAGCUCGUGGCCAAAGCCAUACGGGACAGAGUGACGGCCAUAAAGAGGCAACGGGAGAAGCUGAGGCGGCAGGCGGAGGAGCGCCACAAGAAGCAGGCGCAGGAGGCCAUAGAAGAAGAGCCGGAGCCUCAGCCGCCGUUGUCCAAAGCCCCAGAGUCCCCCACCCCGGCCAUGACACCCCCGGCCACCAUCUCGUCCCCGGUCACCAGCUCGGCGGACUCCGGCGUGAGCUCCAACUACCCCGCCGAGCCGGAGGAGACGGAGGCCGACCAGCACUUCCACGGCCGGCGCAACAGUCUGUCCUCCGCCAACUCUGACUGCGAGACUGAUGGAGACUUGAGUUCCUCCGGUCUUCAGGAUCCGCUGGAGGCCGGCAGCCUCAACGCGCCUGGAACCCCUCCCACCAUGCACACCAACCCCCCAGCUGUAAACGGCCUCCCCAUCCCAGCCCUCCGUUUCCCUUCGAGUAUUGCAGUAUCCAGCAACACGGAACGUGGCAGUGCAGGGUCUCCGAGUGGCUUCAACUCUCCUGUGGACAGCUACGCCUCUGAUGUGACCUCAGGCUUGAGUGAUGGCUAUGAAGGCCUGUCCGAGAAGAAUGAGAAGACGGCUGCGAGGCGGACUGCCGGGAAGCUUUUUAGGAAGAGGACGCGUUCCAGGCUGCGCAUCACAGGGCUGUCUGAUAAAGUGGACCGCGUAGUUGAAUGUCAGCUGCAGACACACAACGACAAGAUGGUGACCUUCAAGUUUGAUUUGGAUGGAGAUAAUCCAGACGACAUCGCCGCUGUCAUGGUGCACAAUGAAUUCAUCCUGCCAUCGGAGAAGGAGGGUUUUAUCUACCGCAUGGGGGACAUCAUCAAACGGGCUGAGGCCCUGAUGGUCAAAGAACAGCUGGUCCGUACCGGUGGGCACCGGCUCGCCCAGCCGGCCUUCCACGGGGGGGUUAACUCACUGUCCUCCUCACAGCCUAAUCUACACAGUCAAACCAUGCCUCGAACCCACUCCUCCUCUUCUCUGCCUGACUACAGUUUGGCUAACCCCAGCAUUGGGGUGCGUGGCUCUCCCCCAUGCCCCAAUGGAGAUGUCCUCUAUGCAGACAUUACUUCACCUGGGCGACCCUUAAUACGCUCGCAGUCUUUCCACAACGCCCCAGGUUCUCCCCUUCACUAUCAGCAACACCACAACCCGGCGUCUCUCCUGCCCCAUCACCAGCACUAUCACUUGCCCUACAUGAACCAAACUCACUUUCCAUUCCCGUACCCGGGUUCCCCGAGCUCUCCAAAGCCGGCGCAGAUCCACCCCCCCCUCACCCGUGUAGCCAGUAACCCCAAUUUCCCCUCGGUUCCCUCCCCGGCCCCCAGCUCUCCUUCCAGCGAGACCCCGAGCCCCAGCGUGGAAAACGUCGGCAUGUCCUCACCCGCCCCUCAGCACGCCAACAUGUGGCCCCCCCACUCCCAGCCCUUAUUUUCCUUAGCUAACGUCAUCUCCAUGGCCAUGAGCAUGGCCCAGUCCUUCAUCCCUCCUGGGAACCUCAGCUCUCAGGGGAUGCCCUCCUACCCGGGCUUCCACCCCCAGCUGCAGGGUCACAUGGCCUCCCAGUCGGGUUACCCCUCCGUGUACCCGCAGCAUUACCCAACGCCGUCCGUGGACGCCCAGUACGCUUCGGCGGGAAUCCCAACGCAGAGCCUCUACCACAGCCCAGAGCAUGCCCCUCAGAUGGAGGGAGUGGGCUUCCAGCAGAGCGCCCAUCCACAAUGGCCGCACCAUGUCUCUCCCCCUUCCAUGCCUUCAGCUCCCUCCACUCCCCCCCAGGCCACGCUGGACGCUUUCCAUCAGCCCGGGCCCCCCAGCUCGCCCGUUUUGACCCAGGAGGACAGUUACGAGACCCCGUGCCCGGCCCAAGUUCCAUCGCUGGCCAAAAUCAGAUCUGAAAUGUGCAAAUCAUGCUCCUCGUCGGAUUUUUCCCCAUCGCCCCCGAUCAGCCCCGACAGCACUAUAUCAUCAUUCAACAGUCAGUCACACCCAGUUGGAGUUGAGAUGAAUGCUUGCAGCUCAAAAAAGAAAUCUAUCGCCGAUACUGAAUCUCCUUCAUCGCCAAAGAUCGUGGGCCGUUUCCAGGUGACCCCCAGCCUGGACGUCCCCGAGCCCGCCCCCCCCCCCGCCGCCGCGCAGCCGGCGGACAGCGACGGCACGCAGAGCAGCACGGAGGAGCAGGGGGAGUCCGAGGCCAGCAUGGGCACCUCCCUCACCCUGUCCCCGCCUCACCCGCACGCCCACAAAGGGUCCGGCAGCGUCCAGCCGGCCGACGGUAAAGCGGCUUGGGCCGCCGGCCAAGAGCAGGACAGAGAUGAGGAAGAGGAGGAGGAGGAGGAGGUGGUGGAGGAGCGGCAGAGGCUGAAGAAGAGGAGCCGGAGGAGGGCGUACAGCCUCAGCCUGCUGGGGACGUCGGCGGACAGCGGGCUGUCGCUGACCGCGGCGGAGGCGGAGGGCCGGCUGUGGGACGGGGCGGCGGGCAGCCCGCAGCACGGCAACGCCCUCCACCACCUGUGGAUGAUGACCUACAGCCGCAGCGCCGCCUACAUCAGCAGCGACGACUCGGACAGCGAGGACGAGGAGAUGCUGGAGGAGCUCCAGGAGCUCAGGGAGAGACACCUGGUGGAGGUCCAGGCUUUGCAGGCCGCCCAGAAGAGAGAGAUCGAGGAGCUCUACGAGAAGAUGGGGAAGGUCCCCCCGCCGGGGAUCGUCUCUCCGGCCGCCAUGCUUUCCAACCGCCAGCGCCGCCUGUCCAAGGGCAGCUGUUUCCCGGCCUCCCGCCGGAACAGCCUGCAGCGCCUGGACCUGAUGCCGCUCCAGGGCAUCAUCAGGAGGAACUCCCUGGGGGGCAGCAGCAGCGGCUCACAGGAGAAACACAAAGGUGUCACCUUCGCCACCGACAUCAGUAGAAUGGUGAGUCAGCACGGGGGUCGAGAAGCCUCAUAUGUCUCAUCAUUGAAUACAGAAAAAGUACAAACUCUCAGCCAUGCACGCUUGUACAUGUGGACUACCUCAUCUGAAGUGACUGCAAGUGGUCAAAACCCUCCCUGUCGGAGGACGGCUUUAACCCCCCACCCCCGGCGCACCAAUCAGCAAUCGGCUUCUCUCUGUCAGCAGUCGCUUACCUCAGAUUAUGGAAGCUGGCAUCGGGGAGCUGGACCAGCCGAGGGCGCCCAGAUUCCGGCCCCUCCGUCAGAAACCGGCGGCGGCCCGAUGCGCCGGGCGCUCCGGUUUCCACGCCAACAGUGGCGUUUUUUUGAGCUGGUGUAUAUAUUAUCAGACCCAACAGCUUAG
Messenger RNA from Menidia menidia (Atlantic silverside), 4287 nucleotides. The record is from the annotation of a GenBank genome assembly. Lineage: Eukaryota; Metazoa; Chordata; Actinopteri; Atheriniformes; Atherinopsidae.